Messenger RNA from Scatophagus argus, 2554 nucleotides. RefSeq names its product arginyl-tRNA--protein transferase 1. The record is from RefSeq and is a predicted model, not a curated record. The transcript has 13 exons. Bases 114 to 1766 code for a protein of 550 amino acids. Gene Ontology annotation, molecular function: arginyl-tRNA--protein transferase activity. Gene Ontology annotation, biological process: protein arginylation. Lineage: Eukaryota; Metazoa; Chordata; Actinopteri; Scatophagidae. Gene Ontology annotation, cellular component: cytoplasm.
UCAACGCAGCACUAGUGACGUUUCGGGUGUGGGCGGGGUUGGAAUCCAGCCUAACAGUACAGUACUUACCCGGACACUGCUAAACUCAGCUGUCACCUCUCUGGAUCUUAAACAUGGCAGGGAAUAAGUCUUACACUAUAGUAGAAUACUUCGGCGGAGACGAUGGUUACCGCUGUGGUUACUGUAAAAAUGAAAAGGGGAACUUUUCUCAUGGGAUGUGGUCUCACACCAUGACGGUGCAGGACUAUCAGGACCUCAUAGACCGAGGCUGGAGAAGAAGUGGGAAAUAUGUGUAUAAACCCAUAAUGAACAAGACGUGCUGUCCACAGUAUACUAUCAGGUGUCAUGCUUUGAAAUUCCAGCCUUCCAAAUCCCACAAGAAAAUCCUGAAGAAGAUGAACAAAUUCAUUUCCAAAGGGGAAUUACCAAAAGGACAGGGUGAUGGGGAGCCAAUGGACUCAGUGUGUGAAGAAGCAGGUCCACGGGAACCCAGUAAAAUGUGUCAGUCAGAAGUGAAGUGUGCUGCAAGCAUAGACAUUCAGAAGGAAGUAGCAACAUGUCCAGCUAUCACAGAAGUCCAGACGGAGGUAGUGGAUGUCACACCUCCCAUCUCAGAAGCAUCAGGGAAGGAUCUGGUGUCCGUCAUACAUGGAAGAACAACAGCCACUGCUCCAAAACCAGGGGUGGGAGCUGAUUCUAGCCGGCCGCCAUGCCGGAAGGCCAAAGAGUUGAGGAAGGAGCGACGUCUUCAGAAAGAGCAGAUGAGACAUGACGCUGAUGGGGUCUCUUCCAUUGUCUCUCCUACCCCGCUGACUUCCACCCAGACCGAUCAACCCAAACUCCUGGAAGAUUUUAUCAGUGAGUCAUUGCCUGACUCUUCUCGUUGCCUUGAGGUGAGGCUAGUGCGCUCCAAUCCCCCUUGUCCUCAGUUCAAAGCCUCUUUCGACGCCUCCUACCAGGUGUACAAACUCUACCAGAUGGCCAUUCACAAGGACCCUCCUGAAAAACCCUCCGAGAGCCAGGUGAGGCUAGUGCCGGUCAGCUUUGAGGACCCUCAAUUCACAGCAUCCUAUCAGCAGUCGGCGGCGCUGUACGCCCGCUACCAGAUGGCCAUUCAUGGUGACGACUCCAGCGAAUGUAGUGAGAGUGAGUUCCGCAGAUUUCUCUGUGAUUCACCACUGGAGGCUGAAUAUUCUCCAGAUGGGCCCGAGAUGGGCUACGGCUCCUUCCACCAGCAGUACUGGCUGGACGGACGUAUCGUGGCGGUGGGGGUGAUCGAUAUCCUGCCUACCUGUGUGUCCUCUGUCUACCUGUACUACCACCCAGACUUUGCCUCACUCUCUCUGGGCUCCUACUCUGCUCUCAGGGAGAUUGCUUUCACCAGGCAGCUGCAGAAACAGUCCCCCAAGCUAUCCUACUACUACCUGGGCUUUUACAUUCACUCCUGUCCCAAGAUGCGGUAUAAGGGGCAGUAUCGGCCUUCUGACCUCCUGUGUCCAGAAACCUUUGUGUGGGUACCGAUAGAGCGAUGCGUACCCCAUCUGGAGAACUCCCGCUAUGCUCGUUUCAACCAAGAACCUGGUGCUGGAGAUGUUCGCAUGCUGAAGGAUGUGGGCAGAGCUCUGGUGCUAUACAGACGGACCGUCAUGCCCUACGCUGCUUACUCCCGCAAACGCAAAGGCUCCAGCGAUGAGACGGAGGUGCGGCAGUAUGCCAGCUUGGUUGGCCAGGAUUGUGCCGAAAGGAUCUUGCUCUAUCGCUCCUAAACAUACUGCGUCACACCGCAGCACCUUUUUUUUUUUAUUUAAAAAAAAAAUACCUAAAUACACUUUUCCCACCAAUGUAUGUGUGUUUCUGUUGAUGUACGUCUGUGUGUCGCCUCACUGUUUGUGAAAGUGCUGUCUGUUGCCUCUCCAAGUAGUCUCACCAUGCUUAGCUGUACACAGGCUGGAACAGUGCAGUAGCCACUCACCAUGUGCUUAGGUAUGUGCGCAUCACCCAUUGGCCUCAUUCAUCUGUUAUUUCUCAUGCACAUUUAUUUUAUGAGUUCAGUUUUAUUCAUCCACAAAUCCUCCAGCAUCCAUCCUCAGUUUCUUCAUCUCAGUUUCUUCAACAUCUUUUUGUUUGAUUUGAGUUCAUUCAGGGACCAGUCCCUUCAAUGUUAUUUGGUUUAUGUAUCCAAUGCUUUAAUUUUUUUUGCCCCAUCCUCAUUCCUUUGUGGUUAAAUAAUGAUGUUCUAAGUGUGGCUAUAGCUACGCACAGGUUACACCACUGAACACAGUUUAGAUUAAGUCAGCAUCACCUCAUGCAGAACAUGUUCUCCUUUGAAUGUUCAGUGAUUUUGAAGAUGGUUUUCAUUUGCUUACAUCCCAAAACUUCAGCCUGACUCAUGCUACACCACAACAUUGUAAAAAUUAUUAUCACUUUAUGUGAAGCGAAGAACUCACUGUCUGCAAUGUUUUUCUUUGUUUUAUUUAUAGCUUUAUUUGCUUUUCUUUUAAAAUUGACUCUGAUUAAAAUUAAAUAAAGGGGUUGUAUAUUCCCCUGCUUGUGA